UUUUUGUAAAAGACGUGAAGUUUUUAGGCCUCUCUUUACUUGACUCUCUCAACUUGGAUAAUCAUUAAAGUAUCUCUCAAAUUUUGUGAAGAUGGCCGCCAAAUACGUGUGUUUACAUUGCCCCUCCCUCCCCCGCCACACCAUUAUCUAACAGCCUCCAAGUACUUAACCUUUGAUGUGAUGAAAGAUAUCUACAAAGACAUCGUCGAAAAGCCAGUCGAAGAAUCCAGCGUCAAAAUUUUCUGGCUUAAGCUCUUAUUUGAUUACUUUCCUAAAAAAGAGAAUUUCUGUAUUGUAUUGGUCCAUACACAUGGUGCGCAGUUUUCAUACCACGCAAUUGAGCUUUUGAGCCUCCAGGAGAAUCAACCCUCUACCAAAGCUACCAAAGGGAUCUUCCUGCAUGACGAAGAUCGAGAGGAGAAGUACGACUGGGAAUGGGCUGUUGAGAAGCUUACUCAAAUUAUGGUACAGAGACGGACAGAGGAAAGGUUGGAUGGGCAGGCGAUGUUUGGGGUCGUUAGUAUCGGACGUUAUAACAAAUUCUACCAAUUGAAUUCGAGGGAGGAGAAAUGUGUUGCAUAUCCUCGUACGGAAGGGAGGUGUUAUGAGAUUGCUGCUGAUGAGGAGGAGUUGCAUCUACUCUUGGUGGGGUUAGCCGAUAAGUGCCGAGAUCUUCGAGUAAAGGUCCGGGAAUGAGCGAUGACUGAACAGAUAUUUCGCGUAAGGGAUGAAAUUGGCAGUUUCGAACA
Molecule: messenger RNA, 749 nt
Organism: Hymenoscyphus albidus
Lineage: Eukaryota; Fungi; Ascomycota; Leotiomycetes; Helotiales; Helotiaceae
Source: the annotation of a GenBank genome assembly